CAAAUUUAAAGGGUUCUGGGAAAAGUCACCAACGACAGUUUCAAAACAUGGCAGCGAUGUUAUUUGGAAGGAUUUCGAGCUGUUCAUUAAAUCUAAAUUUAACGGCAGGAUUAAGAAUCGUCCUUAACAAAAAGUAUUUUAGCAGUGGAACAAAGGUUGUAUGCCAAAGUAAUGACCGACCCCAAGCUAGUUUCUUUCCACCAGCGGAUGGAGUUAUGUUGCCGGCUCAGGCUUUCAAGAACAAAGUAGCCUUCAUCACAGGCGGAGGCACAGGGCUGGGGAAGGCAAUGACAACAGCGUUCUCCAGUCUGGGUGCAGAGUGUGUGAUUGCCAGCAGAAAACUGGAUGUCUUGAAGCAGACAGCUGAGGAAAUUUCCAAGCAGACGGGAAACAAAGUUCAUGCAGUUCAAUGUGAUGUGCGAGAACCAGAUUCUGUACAAGCUGCUAUAGCUGAACUCACUAAGGUUGCAGGACUUCCUGAUGUGGUGAUAAAUAAUGCUGCUGGCAAUUUCAUCUCCCCAUCCGAAGGACUCUCCCCAAAUGCCUGGAGAACCAUCACAGAUAUUGUUCUUAAUGGCACUGCUUACGUAACACUUGGGAUAGGAAAGGAGUUGAUUAAAGCUAAAAAAGGUGCAGCUUUCUUGGCAAUAACAACGAUCUAUGCAGAGAGUGGCUCCGGUUUUGUGGUACCAAGUGCUUCAGCAAAAGCAGGAAUUGAAAGUCUGUGCAAAUCACUUGCUGCAGAAUGGGGGCGGUAUGGUAUGAGGUUUAAUGUGAUACAGCCUGGACCAAUCCGAACCAAGGGUGCCUUUAGUCGUCUUGACCCAACUGGAAUGUUUGAGAAGACAAUGAUAGACAGGAUACCAACAGGGCGCUUGGGUACUCCUGGAGAAAUGGCAAACCUGGCUACAUACCUCUGCAGUGACUAUGCCAGCUGGGUGUCUGGAGCAGUGAUUAGAAUGGAUGGUGGAGAAUAUGUUUCCAUGGCUGGUGAAUUCAAUGAACUUAGAAAGGUAACGCCUGAACAGUGGGCUGUGUUGGAGCAAACGAUCAGAAAAACCAAGGGCUCAUAAGAACAAUGUCUUUUUAAUCUAAAUCAUCACUUUUUGAUGAUUUAGUUUUGUUUAUGUAUUCUAAUCAAGCCCAAAGCUUUAAAACAUUUUUUUUUAAAAUAACAACCUCAUUGUUAUUUAAUUCUUAUUCAUAUUUGUUAAAUACUUGAGAAUUGCUCCUUUUAUUUUUUGUGUGAAAGUAAGCAUUGAAUUACAUUUAACAUGUCAACCACUAACUUUUAUCUGGAAGUUGUCUUAAACUACUCAUUGUUAUUAUUUUAAGAAUAUAAUGCAUAACCCUAACUGGGAAACACUUUGUAAUCUGUUAAUUACUUUCUAACAUUUCUUGAAGCCUUUAUCAUUUCACAUGUUUUUGUUUUUUGUUUUGUUUUUUUAAACUAACCAGUGAACAAUUGGUUGCUGUGUAUAAAAUAUAACAUGAAAAAAAAUUGCUUGUAGAAUUUUACCAUUUCGUACCUAUUUGGCAGAGCCAUGGUUUAUGAAGUGAUCAUUAAAAGAUGUUCAUGUGGGUUAGAUCAACUAAGAUGCAGUAUCUCUGGCACAGCUCAAUUGCCAUGAGUGUCAUCAGGCCUCAUUAAGUUAUAUAAUGUGGGCUGAGCUUGAAGCUGUUUUUAUCAGGCCUGCCUAAUGGCCUAAACUGUGGUGUACUACUCGCAGUGUCAACACUGAGUCUCACAAUAAUCAACAAACCACUCACCAGAAAAUUCUCAGAACUUACUUGACCCCCCCUUAUUUCACUAUCAGCAAUCAUGCUUUGGGGGCUCCAAA
Polyodon spathula (Mississippi paddlefish) is the source of this 1841-nucleotide messenger RNA. RefSeq names its product 2,4-dienoyl CoA reductase 1, mitochondrial (gene decr1). Gene Ontology annotation, biological process: fatty acid beta-oxidation. Lineage: Eukaryota; Metazoa; Chordata; Actinopteri; Acipenseriformes; Polyodontidae. The record is from RefSeq and is a predicted model, not a curated record. Gene Ontology annotation, cellular component: mitochondrion. Gene Ontology annotation, molecular function: 2,4-dienoyl-CoA reductase (NADPH) activity. The transcript is spliced from 10 exons. The coding region runs from base 48 to 1073 and encodes 341 amino acids.